Molecule: messenger RNA, 1313 nt
Organism: Phlebotomus argentipes
Lineage: Eukaryota; Metazoa; Arthropoda; Insecta; Diptera; Psychodidae
Gene: eIF3m
Product: eukaryotic translation initiation factor 3 subunit M
Exons: 3
Coding region: 123-1262 (379 amino acids)
Biological process (GO): cytoplasmic translational initiation
Cellular component (GO): eukaryotic translation initiation factor 3 complex; cytoplasm
Molecular function (GO): translation initiation factor activity
Source: RefSeq, a predicted model, not a curated record
UGGCCGAUUUUGCCUCUCUUUCUCCCUCUCACUCACACAACCGUGCGAACAGUGCGACGUGUUGACCGAGCCCUAUUUUCUUCGAUUUUCACCUGGAAAUACGUGAUUUUCCACCCGAGAAAAUGACUGGCCCGGCAGUAUUCAUCGACCUGUCACUUGAGGAUCAGGCUCAAGAGCUUCGGAAAUACUUCAAGAGCCUGGGAGCGGAAAUCUCAGAGGAGAAGUCACCGAAGGGGAUCGAGGAUGACCUGCACAAGAUCAUUGGCGUGUGCGAUGUGUGCUUCAAGGACGGCGAUCCGAGUCAGAUUGACGGCAUCCUCAACAGCAUCGUGUCAAUCAUGGUUUCUAUUCCGCUGGAUCGCGGGGAGAACAUCGUGCUGGCGUUCUGCGAGAAGCUGACCAAGGCGCCAGAGCCUGUGCUGGCGAAGGUGUGUCUGCAGUCGCUGUGGCGGCUGUUCAACAACCUGGAGCCCUCGUCGCCGCUCAAGUACCACGUGUACUACCACCUGGUGCAGGUGGCGAAGCAAGUGGACCAGGUGCGUGAGGUGUUCACGGGCGUGGACAGCCUGCGGCUGCAGUUCGCGCAGUGUCCGCCGUCCACGGAGCAGCUGCAGAAGCUCUACCGGCUGCUGCACGAGGUGCUGAGGGACACGAACAGCGAGCUGGCGGCCAAGGUGAUGAUCGAGCUGCUGGGCACCUACACCGAGGAGAACGCCUCCUGCGCCCGCGAGGACGCCAUGAAGUGCAUCGUGACGGCUCUGGCGGAUCCCAAUACAUUCCUCCUGGACCCGCUGCUCUCCCUCAAGCCAGUGCGCUUCCUCGAGGGCGAGCUCAUCCACGAUCUCCUCUCUGUGUUCGUGAGCGAGAAGCUGCCCAGCUACAUGCAAUUCUACCAGAAUCACAAGGAGUUCGUCACGUCGCAGGGCCUGAAUCACGAGCACAACAUGAAGAAGAUGCGCCUGCUGUCCUUCAUGAAGCUGGCCGAGACGUAUCCCGAGAUGACAUUCGAGCAGCUGCAGCGCGAGCUGCAGAUCGCCGAGAACGAGGUGGAGCCCUUCGUGAUUGAGGUGCUGAAGACGAAGCUGGUGCGCGCGCGCAUGGAUCAGGCCGCGCGCAAGGUGCACAUCUCCAGCACAAUGCACCGCACGUUCGGCCGCGCGCAGUGGCAGCAGCUCAAGGAUCUGCUGCACUCCUGGAAGAACAACCUGCAGCUCAUUCGCGAGGGCAUCACGCACGUCGAGCACAUCCACAAAGGGAAGUAAGCGCGCUUUUGUAUUUUUGGCUAAAUAAAUUAUGAUUCUGUGCAUCUCGUA